Molecule: messenger RNA, 1673 nt
Organism: Mandrillus leucophaeus (drill)
Lineage: Eukaryota; Metazoa; Chordata; Mammalia; Primates; Cercopithecidae
Gene: CISD2
Product: CDGSH iron sulfur domain 2
Exons: 3
Coding region: 127-534 (135 amino acids)
Biological process (GO): autophagy of mitochondrion; regulation of autophagy
Cellular component (GO): intracellular membrane-bounded organelle; mitochondrial outer membrane
Molecular function (GO): 2 iron, 2 sulfur cluster binding
Source: RefSeq, a predicted model, not a curated record
GCCGCCCCGCCCGCCGCCCAGGCCCAGGCCGCGAGUGCCCGCCGGCCGCUUCCGCUCUCGGCGCAGGCGCUGCAGCUUGGCCAGAACGGAGGGGGCUCAGGAGAGGAGUGGACGCCGCUGGCCAGGAUGGUGCUGGAGAGCGUGGCCCGCAUCGUGAAGGUGCAGCUCCCCGCAUAUCUGAAGCGGCUCCCAGUUCCUGAAAGCAUUACCGGGUUCGCUAGGCUCACAGUUUCAGAAUGGCUUCGGUUAUUGCCUUUCCUUGGUGUACUCGCACUUCUUGGCUACCUUGCAGUUCGUCCAUUCCUCCAGAAGAAAAAACAACAGAAGGAUAGCUUGAUUAAUCUUAAAAUACAAAAGGAGAAUCCGAAAGUAGUGAAUGAAAUAAACAUUGAGGAUUUGUGUCUUGCUAAAGCAGCUUAUUGCAGGUGUUGGCGUUCUAAAACGUUUCCUGCCUGCGAUGGUUCCCAUAAUAAACACAAUGAAUUGACAGGAGAUAAUGUGGGUCCACUAAUACUGAAGAAGAAAGAAGUAUAAUAAUAAUAUUAUAACAAUAUUUUCUCAUUCUUUGUGUAUAGAAAAUUUUAAAAUGGUGGUCUUAAUUAUUACUGCUGGUUGAACAAUUAUCUCUUCCAAUUUAUUUUCUUGCUGCACUGCAUUACUGUUUGUAUUUGAUCCUUUGUAUAUUCAGUCACUUAAUUAGAAAUUAAAUUGUCAAGCCUCUUAUUCUGACUUCAAAGAAUUAAUGUAUCUUCCAACAAUAAAAUCACUUCUGAUUUUAAUUUAGGAAAACCUAAAUUGUGGCUAUGGAUCCAAAGCUGUUUGUUUCUUUGAAUAUCAAUAUUUUCAACAGGAUCUUGUAUUUAAAAUUCCCACCUACAUUGUUAAAUAUAUUUUUUUUAUAUCUCUUUUGGUUUUGAUAAUCUGAAGUGUGUUUUUCUUCUUUUGGCCUCCCAAACUUCAUUUGUUUAGAUGAAUUAAGAAAAAUAUUGCCAUCAAGAAUUACUUGUGUUUUCACAGAGAUAGACUCUACUUUAUAGAGAUUGUUGUGUAUUUAAUAUGAAUAUCCUAACUUUAGAAAAGAAGUAAACUGGAUAUAAAAAGUUCCAUUGAGAAACAGUUAUUUACAGCAUAAAAGAUUUGUUUACUUUACAAAAGGCUUGUGUCUGUGUGUGUGUAUAUAUUUUAAACUAUUUGACUCAGUGACAGCUGGGGUGGAAUGGCAAGAACACUCACAACCAAAGUCAUGGGCUGCUGCAAUUUGAAGAUCAAUUAGUAAUAAACAUAAGACGUAUUAAUUCAUAUUAAAAUGAUAGUUCAGUGUUGUGUGCUUACAUGGACAUUUUUCUCUUUUUAACACUAUAAACCAUUAAAAUACAGUCAUCCCUUGUAUACGCUGGGGACUGGUUCCAGGGCCGCACGUAUACCAAAAUCUGCCCAUACGCAACUCCCACAGAAAGUCUUGCAGAACCCAUAUGUAGAAAAGUUGGCCCUCCAAUUGACCCUCCAUACACAGGAGUUUCACAUCCCAUGCAUGAAUGCUGAUCUGUGUGACCUCACCUGCUUUUGACUGAAAAAAGUAUGCACAUAAGUGUACCCACCCAGUUCAAACCCACGUGUAAGGGUCAACUGUACAAAAAAGUUUGCACAAUAAAUGUACUGGAGAAUCUUUAAAA